Aureobasidium pullulans EXF-150 is the source of this 1070-nucleotide messenger RNA. Its product is annotated as cinnamoyl-CoA reductase. Gene Ontology annotation, molecular function: oxidoreductase activity, acting on the CH-OH group of donors, NAD or NADP as acceptor. Lineage: Eukaryota; Fungi; Ascomycota; Dothideomycetes; Dothideales; Saccotheciaceae. The coding region runs from base 30 to 1070 and encodes 346 amino acids. The transcript has 2 exons. The record is from RefSeq and is a predicted model, not a curated record.
GUUUCUCCCCCCUUCAACCACCUAUCGCGAUGUCUACCGCUCUCGUCACCGGAGGCACAGGCUUCAUCGGCAUCUAUGUCAUCAAGCUGCUUCUCGAGCGUGGCGAUCGCGUCCAUACCACUGUACGCGAUCUCAAGGACCAGAAGAAAUGUCAACCACUCUUGUCUCUGCAGAACGCUUAUCCCGGAAAACUGCAUCUCUUCCAAGCAGACUUGCUCAAGGAGGGGUCUUUCGCUCAAGCCAUGCAAGGUUGCGACAUCGUCCACCACGUUGCCUCACCCUUCCUCGUCCCUCAGCAAAUCAAAGAUGGCAUGAAAGAUAUUGUCGAACCUGCUAUCAAGGGCACGCAAAAUGUCCUCAACACUGCAAAUCAGACCGAGAGCGUCAAGCGCAUUGUGCUCACCUCAUCAAUUGCAGCAAUGUACGGCGACAGCGCAGAUAUCCUCCACUACGACAACGCCACCCUCACAGAAUCCCACUGGAACACCACCAGCACCGCAACCUCCUCCGCCUACAGUUACUCCAAAGUCGCCGCCGAGCGUGAAGCCUGGAAGAUUUGCCACGCUCAGUCCCGCUGGGAUCUCAUCGCCAUAAACCCCGGUCUGGUCAUCGGUCCCUCGCUUACUCCCGAAUCGGCGUCCGGCUCACUCCAUAUGCUUGAAGCCAUGUAUAAAGGCGACAACAAAAUGGGAGCGCCGGAGUUGCAUUAUCCUAUUGCUGAUGUGAGGGAGGUUGCUGAAGCUCAUGUGAGAGCUGGUGUUGAUGCUGCUGCAAAAGGAAGGUACAUCGUUGCCAGCGAGAGGAGUGUAAGUCAGUUGGAAAUGGCAAAUUUGGUGCGUCCGUACCAUAAAAAGCCUGAUGUUCUGCCGAAGAAGAAUUUGCCAAAGGUUAUGAUUUAUUUGGCUGGCCCUUUUAUGGGAGUUUCCAUGAAGUGGGUUUCUAGGAAUAUUGGGAUUGGAUAUAAAGUUGAUAAUAGGAGAAGUGUGGAGGAGCUUGGGAUUGUGUAUAGAAGUAAGGCGGAGACUAUGAGGGAUCAUUAUAAUGCUUGGGUUGAGGCGGGUGGGAAGUAG